Messenger RNA from Microthlaspi erraticum, 1794 nucleotides. NCBI's taxonomy places the organism in Eukaryota, Viridiplantae, Streptophyta, Magnoliopsida, Brassicales, Brassicaceae. The record is from the annotation of a GenBank genome assembly.
AUGCAAUGCCUAAUGGCGGAUGGAGCUUUAAUCACUCUAGAUUCCGACGACAUUCUGGUAGCGGAACACACUCUAGCAGUCGGCAGAGAGUUUCCCGAUGUGGAAACUUGCAGAAGAACUCUGAAAGAUCUCGCUAUAGCUCUGCAUUUCGAUCUCCGCAUAGUGAAAUCAGACCGUAGCCGAUUCAUAGCCAAAUGCUCAAAAGAAGGCUGUCCAUGGCGUAUCCACGCAGCCAAAUGCCCCGGCGUCUCGACAUUCUCCGUCAGGACGCUUAACGGCGAGCACACGUGCGAAGGCGUCCGUGACCUCCAUCAUCAGCAAGCGUCCGUUGGUUGGGUUGCUAGAUCGGUAGAGGCGCGGAUCAGAGACAAUCCUCAGUAUAAACCGAAGGAGAUCUUGCAGGAUAUACGCGACGAGCACGGCGUUGCGGUUUCGUACAUGCAAGCUUGGCGAGGGAAAGAGCGGAGUAUGGCUGCGCUUCACGGGACGUACGAGGAAGGGUAUAGGUUUCUUCCUCUGUAUUGUGAGCAGGUGAAGCUAGUCAAUCCGGGAAGCUUCGCGUCUGUUUCAGUUUCCGGACCUGAGAAUUGUUUCCAGAGGUUGUUUAUUGCGUACAGAGCUUGUAUCUCAGGGUUCUUCAGUGCUCGUAGGCCGCUUCUUGAGCUGGACAGAGCUCAUCUUAAAGGGAAGUACCUUGGUGCGAUCCUCUGUGCAGCUGCUGUUGAUGCAGACGAAGGUUUGUUUCCCUUGGCGAUUGCUGUUGUGGAUAACGAGAGCGAUGAGAACUGGUCUUGGUUCCUCUCGGAGCUGAGGAAGCUUCUUGGGAUGAACACUGAGAUCUUGCCGAGGCUGACGAUACUCUCGGAGAGACAGAGCGGAGUCGUGGAGGCCGUGGAGACGCAUUUCCCGAACGCCUUCCAUGGGUUUUGCCUUCGUUACGUGAGUGAUAACUUUCGAGAUACGUUCAAGAACACGAAGCUGGUUAACAUCUUCUGGAACGCUGUCUACGCGCUCACGGCGGCGGAGUUUGAAGCUAAGAUUAACGAGAUGGCUGAGAUCUCGCAGGAUGUGUUGCAGUGGUUUGAGCUCUUCCCUCCUCAUCUAUGGGCCGUUGCGUACUUCCAAGGAGUCCGGUACGGUCAUUUCGGGUUAGGGAUCACGGAGGUUUUAUACAACUGGGCGUUAGAGUGUCAUGAGCUUCCGAUUAUACAGAUGAUGGAGCACAUUCGUCUUCAGAUAUCUUCUUGGUUCGAUGCGAGACGUGACAUGAGCAUGAGGUGGAACUCGAUACUUGUGCCUUCCGCGGAGAGGAGGAUCACUGAGGCUGUUUCGGACGCGAGGUGUUACCAGGUGUUGCGUGCGAAUGAGGUCGAGUUUGAGAUUGUUUCGACGGAGAGGACGAAUAUUGUUGAUAUAAGGACGAGGGUUUGCUCGUGCCGGCGGUGGCAGAUUUACGGUUUGCCGUGUGCUCAUGCGGCUGCGGCGCUGAUCUCGUGUGGGCAGAAUGUGCAUAUGUUUGCGGAGGCGUGUUUCACUGUGGUGAGUUAUCAGCAGACGUAUUCGCAGAUGAUUGGGGAGGUUCCGGAUAGGAGCUUGUGGAAGGAGGAAGGGGAAGAGGUGGUUGGAGGAGGAGGGAGCUUGAGGAUACGGCCGCCGAAGACGAGGAGGCCGCCGGGGAGACCGAAGAAGAAAGUGGUUCGAGUUGAGAAUUUGAAGAGACCGAAGAGGAUUGUGCAGUGUGGGAGGUGUCAUUUGCUUGGUCAUUCUCAGAAAAAAUGCACACAGCCUAUUUGA